Messenger RNA from Mesocestoides corti, 1459 nucleotides. The record is from the annotation of a GenBank genome assembly. Lineage: Eukaryota; Metazoa; Platyhelminthes; Cestoda; Cyclophyllidea; Mesocestoididae.
AUUAUGUUGCAAAUGUGGAGCCUCAAUUCAUUCCAACCCCACAAAUAUGUGUGAGGCCUGCCUUGCAUCUGAAUGUGACAUCACUGCAGAUAUACCCAAACAGCAUACAAUUACUUUCUGUCCAAAGUGUUCUAGGUUCCUUAAUCCACCAUCUCAAUGGGUGCUAGCGCCUCUGGAAUCCCCCGAGUUACUCUCGAUUUGUCUCAAGAGGGUCAAAGGCCUUGGGAAGAAUAAUAAAUUGAAGGAAGCUUCCUUUAUCUAUACCGAACCUCACUCUCGGAGACUAAUUAUUCAGGUAGCUUCCACUCGAGUUUCAAGCCUGACCGCGCGUCUUUUUUUAAUUUUUCAGAUUAUUAUUCGUGGUGAGAUAUGCGUAAACACUGUCGUUGAACAGAAGGCCCUUUUGCACUUUGUCAUGCACCCGCAACAGUGUUCUGACUGCACAAGGAACGAAGCGAAGGAUUACUGGAAUGCUUGUGUCCAGAUCAGACAGAAGGUGGAUCAUAAACGAACUCUUUAUUAUUUGGAACAACUGCUUCUUCGUAAAAGUGCUCCCCGCAAAUACUCCAGCGUUAAACAAGCCAAAGGUGGCAUGGAUUUCUUCUUUUCGUCGCGCGCUAAUGCAGUCGCCUUUGUGGAGUACGUCAGCAAGCUGAUUCCUUGUCGCACAAACACCUCCCAACAGCUGAAGUCCCAGGACGUGCACAGCAACACCUAUAACUACAAGUACACCUUCUGUCUAGAUGUUGUACCUGUCUGUAAAAAUGAUGUUGUCUGCCUAACGAAACAUUUUGCGUCCAGACUCGGAUUUGCUAACCAGGUCCUUAUCGUCGUAAAGAUCACCGAUAAAGUUCGAUUAUUGGAUCCAGUGUCCUGCUUAACUCGCGACGUUGAUGUCCAGACCUACUACGCUAAUCCUUUCACUGCCAUUUCAAACAGCCGUAAUGUGAUGGAGUUCUUUGUCAUGGAUGUUGAGGCUGAUGACUGCCACACUAACGAAAGAUCCGUCUCCUCUGUGGACCCCUCGGUUGGGGCGUUGAAGCCGGCAGGCGCGUGGGUGGUACCAUCCGCCCACCUGGGCGCUGAAGGGGAUGAGGGUGAACAGGUUUACGUAAGAACGCAUCUUGGAAAUAUCCUCAAAAUCGGUGAUUCUGUUAUUGGUCUUGAUCUAAGGAAUGCCAACGUAAACCACUCAGAUUUUGAGGCCAUUCCUGAGGAGAAAAGACCUCUAGUUGUCCUAAUUCAGCGCAUGUGUAAUUCCACAACAAGGCAGAGACGACACCGACGACGUUUAUGCUCCAAUGGUGAAACGUUUUCUGAAAUUGCAGCUACCUCGUCUGUAGAUAUGCAGUCCGAUGCUGAAAAAAAACAUGAGUACAAUUCUGACCUAUCAGACGACGAAUAUGUCGACGCCGAAGAAGAAGUGACUAUCGGUGAACAAAUGGAGACCGACGAAUAA